Messenger RNA from Ananas comosus (pineapple), 2401 nucleotides. Its product is annotated as sulfate transporter 1.2-like. Gene Ontology annotation, biological process: transmembrane transport. Gene Ontology annotation, cellular component: membrane. Bases 97 to 2076 code for a protein of 659 amino acids. NCBI's taxonomy places the organism in Eukaryota, Viridiplantae, Streptophyta, Magnoliopsida, Poales, Bromeliaceae. The record is from RefSeq and is a predicted model, not a curated record. The transcript has 14 exons. Gene Ontology annotation, molecular function: secondary active sulfate transmembrane transporter activity.
GGAAGAAUAACUGGGCUCCAAUUAUUAACCAUGAAUGAUGGUUUCAAGCUUCUUUUGCUGAGCUCUUUUUUGGGCUUUUAAAAGAUUGAGAUAGCGAUGGGCCGCUCCGUUUCUGACGAAGUCGAGAACAAGGAAACGGGCGCCGCCAACGUUUCUAACGCUUACCGCGAAAUUGAUUGCAACCAAUCUGUCUACAAAGUUGGAUUCCCUCCGAAGAAGAACUUCGUCACGGAGUUCGCUGAUACAUUCAAGGAAACAUUCUUCGCUGAUGAUCCCUUACGCCCGUACAAGGACCAACCGAAAUCAAAGAAACUUUUACUAGGCCUCCAGUUCAUCUUUCCGAUCCUCGAGUGGGGAAGGCACUAUAAUUUGAGCAAGUUUAAGGGUGAUCUGAUCGCCGGAUUAACCAUCGCAAGCUUGUGUAUUCCUCAGGAUAUCGGAUACGCGAAAUUGGCCAAUUUGGAUCCGAAUUAUGGGCUCUACUCGAGUUUCGUUCCACCGCUGAUUUAUGCCAUAAUGGGUAGCUCAAGAGAUAUCGCAAUUGGACCUGUCGCAGUUGUGUCUCUCUUGCUUGGGACGCUUCUUCAGAACGAGGUCGAUCCGGUGAAGAACAAGGACGAGUACGUUCGUCUUGCAUUUACAGCGACUUUUUUCGCUGGUAUAACUCAAGCAGCACUUGGGUUUUUGAGGUUGGGUUUUCUAAUAGAAUUCCUAUCUCAUGCCGCCAUUGUCGGAUUCAUGGGUGGAGCAGCAAUUACAAUUGCGCUUCAGCAGCUAAAAGGAUUUCUCGGUAUACAAAAUUUCACCAAGAAAACUGAUAUUGUUUCUGUAAUGAGAUCUGUGUUCAGCUCAGCUCACCACGGCUGGAAUUGGGAAACUAUACUGAUAGGAGCAUCCUUUUUGGCGUUCCUUCUUUUCGCAAAGUACAUUGGCAAAAAGAGGAAGAAACUUUUCUGGAUACCAGCGAUCGCGCCAAUUAUCUCGGUUAUCAUAUCAACCUUCUUUGUUUACAUUACUCGUGCUGAUAAGCACGGCGUUCAGAUUGUAAAGCACAUAAAGAAAGGUAUCAACCCCUCAUCAGUUAAUCAAAUUUACUUUACGGGUUCAUACACUGCGAAAGGAUUCAGAAUUGGGGUAUUAGCUGGAAUGAUCGGCUUGACGGAAGCUGUGGCAAUCGGAAGAACAUUUGCUGCGAUGAAGGACUAUCAAUUAGAUGGAAAUAAGGAAAUGCUCGCGCUAGGAACCAUGAAUGUAAUCGGCUCGAUGACUUCUUGCUACGUAGCGACGGGUUCUUUCUCGCGCUCGGCAGUUAAUUACAUGGCAGGGUGCGCAACAGCAGUUUCCAAUGUGGUUAUGUCACUAGUAGUAUUACUCACAUUGUUAUUGAUCACCCCUCUAUUCAAAUAUACUCCAAAUGCAAUUCUUUCCUCUAUUAUCAUUUCGGCGGUCGUCAGCUUAGUCGACUAUGAAGCAGCAUUUCUUAUCUGGAAAGUCGAUAAAUUGGACUUCAUCGCCUGCAUGGGAGCUUUCUUUGGCGUCGUCUUUGUAUCUGUCGAGAUCGGACUACUAAUUGCGGUGGCAAUAUCACUAGCUAAGAUACUUCUUCAAGUAACAAGGCCAAGAACUGCUUUACUUGGGAAUCUUCCAAGAACUAACAUAUAUAGAAAUAUUGAACAGUAUCCGGAAGCGACGAAAGUUCCGGGAGUUUUAAUUGUGAGAAUUGAUUCAGCUAUCUACUUCACCAAUUCCAAUUAUGUUAAGGAGAGAAUCCUAAGAUGGUUGAGAGACGAGGAAGACCAAUUGCAGACGAAAAGCCUACCCAGAAUCAAUUUCUUGAUCGUCGAGAUGUCGCCCGUGACUGACAUCGACACGAGCGGCAUCCACAACUUCGAGGAGUUGUUCAAGACCCUCAAAAAGCGCGGUGUUCAGCUUGUUCUCGCAAAUCCGGGGCCUGUGGUGAUCGAGAAGCUGCGGUUGUCCAACUUCACGGAGCUCAUAGGCCAAGAUAACAUAUUUCUCACUGUCGGCGAUGCGGUGAGAACCUGUGCUCGAAAAUCUAUAGAAGAAGACACAUGAAGAGCUGCUACAAGAGGAACUAAGAUAAAAGUGCAGGGCUUAGAUACUCAAGAUGAAUAAGAGGCCUUUGUACUUCUAGGAGUUAGAAGAACAAAACAAAAGCAGAAGCAGCAGCUACAUAUAAGGGAAAUUGUUGUAUGAUGGAUUUUGGUUGCAGGGUGGGGGGGUUAAUUUGUUUGGAUAGUUUGUGGCUGUGUUGAAUUAUUGAGUGGGGUAGCAAACAUGAGUGCCACUUGCGCACUUACUAACUAAAGGUGAUGGCUAAUCUUAAAGUUGUUGGCCUCUUGCAGAUUAUGCAUCAACUUUGAGAUUUCUUUUUUCGGUU